UAAAAGAAAGGGGAAGUCUGUCAGACACACUUGAGAGCUUAGAAACUUGCUACGCGAGGCUACAUUUUCUAAAUCAUGGGCAAACUGUCUGUCUUUUUGUUUGUUCUUUCCUUUUGCACCAUUGUCAACUCAGGUUCAGGAUCACAUUCUCUGUGGGCACUUGCAACAUAUAUCAACGGAGAGACGCCUUUCCCUGAGUUUACGGUUGUGGGGAUGUUGGAUGACAUUCAAGUGACUUACUAUGACUCCAACAUGAAACACUUCAUCUACAGGGGUCAUAACACCUCAGACAAAAUACAUGAUGACGAAGCUAAGAACGGAGAUUUUGUAUUUGGAGUUAUGUACCACCACAUGAAGGAGAGAUACUUUCACCUAAAGCACCACUUGAAUCUCACGGAAGGUGUUCAAGUUCAGCAAAGAAUGGCUGGCUGUGAGAUGUUGGACAAUGGUGAACCAGCCCUGAUCAUGACAAAGAACACUUUCAAUGCAGUUUUUGUAGAUCAUGCAAUAUAUUACAACAUGACACAUUUUACAUACGAUGCUGGUCAACUACUGCAAGGAUGGGAUGGGAUGAGACAAGCACAGGAAAAAAUUCUGUAUGAGAAUGUUUUACUUACCCUUUGCAUCAGAACACUGAAGACAAUCCUGAAGAGAGAGAAGAACUUUGUGAUGCGUAAAGUUCCUCCCAGACUCAGGUUGAUAAAGAAAGAGGUUUCUGGAGAGUUUCAGGUGAGCUGUCUGGCGUUUGGUUUCUACCCUCGCCACAUCAACCUGACCCUGCUGAGAGACGGCCAGCCAGUGGCAGAACAGGAGCUGACAGGGGGGGAGGUGCUGCCUAGUGGAGAUGGGACCUACCAGCUGAGGAAGAGUCUGGAGGUCAGUACUGAGGAGCUAAAGAAGAGACACAACUACACCUGCACUGCCUCUCACCUCAGUCUAGACAACAAGCUGGAUGUCAGUUGGGAGUCUGGGGCAGAGAGAGUUCACCUAUCCACCCUCUCAGUUCUACUGGUGAUGCUGCUGGUUGUUAUUCUAUUCAGCAUUUUCAUUUGUGUCAAAAGGAGGUGUAGAUGCACUGCCUCACAGUCUAAACUGGUCAACGUUGAUGCAACAGUGUCAGAGAAAACAAACCUUUCUUCAGAUUCUGAGACCUAAUACAUUGUUGGGACACUGAUGCAGCUUUGUCAAUUCAGCUCAAUUCACAAUGAAAAUAUGACUGCCAGAGCACAUUUGAGGGAAGACACAAAAUGUUCAACAGAUUCUGAUAUUGUUGGCCAAUCUUCCCUUCCCCUCAACAAAGGAUGUAAAGGAUCAGUUUUGGUUGACAAUAACAAAUAUCUGGACAUUAGUCCAGAUCUGUCAUUUCUAAUCAUGACUAUUCAUUAAUUUCACAAUGUACUAUAUCUGUUCUGUAUUAGCUGAAAUCCAGUAUCUUACCCAGAAGGAGAUCAUGUGAUCAUGUGUAUGAGGUCUGUUUGUUAUUGGAAAGACUUUACAGUGUCUGUGUUGUAUUGUAUUUAGUGUUUGUUACCCCCAGGCUGUACAGUAAUACCUUUAUUACAGACAAUAACAUGUUCAAUCAUUUAUUACUGCAUUGAUUCAUGUUAACUAUGUCAUUCAUUUAUGUUAAUUAUAUACCAUAACUUCUCUCAGGAACUAGUUUAUCUCUGUGGAAGGAAGAAA
Oncorhynchus keta (chum salmon) is the source of this 1683-nucleotide messenger RNA. Its product is annotated as major histocompatibility complex class I-related gene protein-like. The record is from RefSeq and is a predicted model, not a curated record. The transcript has 2 exons. The coding region runs from base 76 to 1155 and encodes 359 amino acids. Gene Ontology annotation, biological process: immune response. NCBI's taxonomy places the organism in Eukaryota, Metazoa, Chordata, Actinopteri, Salmoniformes, Salmonidae. Gene Ontology annotation, cellular component: external side of plasma membrane.